AGCAGCAAGCGGCAUAUACGAAGCUACAGAAGAGAAAAGGAUCCACCAUCUUCUGUUUCUCCCCUGUCCCGUCCGGAACAACACGCCAAAGCAAGCGCACACACCACAAGAGCUCAAAGUAUACCAGCCCGAUCGAUGGCGUUUCCGGCGGCGAGCGGAGCAGCCCCACCGGCGCCGCUUCCGGUCGUGGGGCAUCAGUUUUGCGCGCCGUACGUGGUGCCGCUGACCGUGACCAAGAAGACCCUCAGCAUCUCCGACGGGGACUUCGCCAUCACUGACGCCAACGGCGCCCUCGUGCUCAAGGUCAAGGGAUCCAUCUUCAGCAUGCGCCACCGCCGCGUCCUCCUCGACGCCGCCGGCCAGCCCAUCCUCUCCAUGCAAGAGAAGGUAUUCAGUAUGCACAACAGAUGGGAAGUGUUCAGAGGGGACAGCUCAAGCGCAAGCGAUCUGCUCUUCAGCGUGAAGAAAUCUUCGUUGAUCCAAUUCAAGACAGAGAUGGAUGUCUUCCUGGCUGGGAACACCGCGCAGCAGGUGUGCGACUUCAAGAUCAAGGGCAACUACUUCGACAGGUCCUGCGCCUUCUACCUUGGCGACUCCACCACAAUGGUAGCCCAAAUGAACCGUAAGUUCACUAUUUCGAAUGUGCUGCUCGACAGGGACACAUUUGUGGUUACUGUGUUUCCGCAUGUCGACUACGUGUUCAUCGCGACUCUUGUUGUGAUCCUGGAUGAGGUUCACAGGGAGAAAUACGAUGGAUGAGCGAGAUUGUACACUAAGCUUCCUUUGAGCUCUGGCAGUGUCGUGUCAUCUAAAGUUGCUGUUGUAUGUACCUGACCUGAUCGAGGGUUGCAUGUAUUGCAUUAGCCAGCUGGCUAUCUGAACCAUGCUGAAUUGUGAUGGUCUGCAAUAAUGGGAGAUUUGAUAAUAACAUCUCCAGAACGCAUGACUUUGAUCAUAUAUACUUUUCUUGGCC
This is a messenger RNA of Lolium rigidum, 973 nucleotides long. RefSeq names its product protein LURP-one-related 15-like. The record is from RefSeq and is a predicted model, not a curated record. The coding region runs from base 136 to 759 and encodes 207 amino acids. NCBI's taxonomy places the organism in Eukaryota, Viridiplantae, Streptophyta, Magnoliopsida, Poales, Poaceae. The transcript is spliced from 3 exons.